Molecule: messenger RNA, 651 nt
Organism: Gongylonema pulchrum
Lineage: Eukaryota; Metazoa; Nematoda; Chromadorea; Rhabditida; Gongylonematidae
Source: the annotation of a GenBank genome assembly
GCAACGGCUGAAGCACCCAGUGGCGAAGCCCUGAACGUGGAACGUCUUUUCACGAGGGAUGAUGUGCAGACAACGGCUGAAGCACCCAGUGGCGAAGCGCUGAACGUGGAACGUCUCUUCACGAGGGAUGAUGUGCAGAGUUUGCUGCGGCGUCUCACCGGAAUGAAUUUGCAAGAGAAAUUAUUCAGAGAGCGGAGGCUGAGCCGACCACAACGAUCGCAUUUCGCCCUGAUGACCGAUGAAGCAUUCCAGAAGACAGUAAAAAGUAUGCGGAAUAUUGGUGAGCAUUUUCUCCAGUUCGUGCCGGUGCUGGAGCCACGUUGCAGUUCGACGACAGUGAAAAGUAUGCGGAACAUUGGUGAGCAUUUUCUCCAGUUUGUGCCGGUGCUGGAGCCACGUUGCAGUUCGACUGUGAUCCUGGCAAAAGAUCCAGAACUGGAUUGUUUUGAUGAGAGCAAAUUUGUCUUCACCGAUCUUUCGUUCGGCCUUGGAGUUCGGAUACGUUCAGUUGUUGUACGUGAAACGGACGGGACUUUACGGAGCGCGAGCCCAGAAGAACGCGACAGGAUGGGGCGAGUGUACAGAGGGCAUCCUCAUCGACCGGUGAACGAACCUCAACUUUUCAAACAACCCUACUUGCAGGUUUGCUGA